GAACUAAGACAGUGUCUCUGUAGGCCACAUUUUAAACAAGUUCUCACUCUAGUUUAUCACAGUCUGUAGUUACUAAGCCAACUAUUGAGGAUGAGUUUUGUUAUCAUAAAUGCAAUAAUGCAGUUUUAAUCGAUUCAAAAUGUGUUUGUGAGUCAUUUUUAUGGUUUUAUCUGAUAAAUGCCCCCAUAUGUGCCGGUAUUUCGCAUAGAAAGCCCCAAUUGUCCGUGCAACGUUGACGUAUCUGUCAUCUGUCAAAUCGAGUGAUUAAAUUCGAAACGUCAAAAUUUGUAUGUUUGAAAUGACAUUAUUUUCUCCUUAUCAGAAAGAUCCACCAGUGUAACAAAGAACUUUCGCGAUAUAAUGUCGAUUUAGUGUCCAUUUCGCGUGAAUAAAUCGAAAAAAUGGGAAUAUUUGGAACCACAAGCGACACCAUCGCGGACGAAGUAGAAAAGGCAACGCACGAGAACAACAGUGAGGAGAACUGGGAACUCAUCAUCAACAUUUGUGAUAAGGCUGGCAAGUCGCCGGAGGACGCCAAGGCGUACCUGAGGGCUGUCAUCAAAAGGCUGCACAGCCAGGACCCCCACAUCGCCAUCCAAGCCGUCACGUUGCUAGACGCCUGUGUCAAGAACAGCGGAAAGUUGUUCCACGUCGAGGUCGCUUCCAGGGAGUUCGAGAACGAGUACACGAAACUGCUGCAGAAGUCGCACGUUAACGUGUCGAGGAAGUUGAGGGAGGCCUUGAAACGGUGGGCCGAAAACGAGUUCAAAACCGAUCAACAACUCAACCUUAUUCCUUCGCUUUAUACAAAGUUGAAAAACAGCGGAGUUGACUUUACUUUUGCGGACAUGGUAAGUGGCAAAUUGUGCAAUUGGGGUCUUGAUUGUGGGUGUUUAAAGCCGGCGAAGAAAUCCACUCCUGUCAGUAAAGACCCCAAUGUUGUUGAAUCCCAAGAAGAGGAGAAUCAAAUCUUGAAAGCCAUAGAAUUGUCAUUGAAGGAAAGCUCCUCAUCGUCGCCGCGAGCGUCCUCUGCGAGUGGGAGUCUCUACCCCAGUGCCAAUCUUGCGGCUGCUAAUAGUUCAACAAAUUCAACUCCUGUCAAAGAACCGAAGAAAGUCAGGGCUUUGUAUGAUUUUGAAGCAGCUGAAGACAACGAACUCACCUUCAAGUCGGGCGAAAUAAUUUUUGUGAUAGAUGAUUCUGACCCGAAUUGGUGGAAAGGGAACAAUCAAAGGGGCGAAGGGCUUUUCCCCUCGAAUUUUGUCACGAAAGACUUGGACGUUGAACCUGAGAAAUUUUUGUAUGAGAAGGCGAAGAAGAUCGUGCAGUUCAAGGAGACAGUGGAGGUGAAACCCACCCCCGAAGACAUAGAAAUCAACGAGGAGAAAAUCGACCGUUUGUUGCACCUCCUCCAUGAGGCCGACCCAACGAAUCCGGAGACGGACACCGAAGAGAUGUUAAAAUUAGAACGCGAGGUGAACCUCAUGGGCCCCCUUAUCGAUUCCGAAUUGGAAAGAGUGGACAAGAAACACGCCCAAUUGACCCAACUGAGUGCUGAUCUGGUCGAAGCUCUCGGUCUUUAUCAUUCUCUGAUGCGUGAGCCCCAAUUCCCCCCCAAGAUGCCUUACAAUUAUCCACAACAGCCCCCGAAUUCUAUGACGUACAAUGGUUUGCCGCCGCAGCCACCGAUGGGGAUGGGGGCGCCGUUGCCCCCUCCGCCAGGCAUGCAUUAUGCGACAAUGCCGAUGAUGUCGACGGCGGGGAUGCCGCCGCCACCGCCGCCGCAGUUUAUGAUGCAUCAAAUGCCGGAUGAUAGGAGGACUCAGAGCUAUGGGAGUAUGGUGCCCCCGAAUUUUCCAAGCAGUGUUGCCGGAUCUCAGACUCUUAUUCACAACGGACCCCCACCGCAGUCGCAAAGUCAACAUUACAUGCCUCCUCCAAAGUAGGAGGCCGUGGAAGUAUUGUUAUCAGAUUCUUUUCCUUAUAACCGAUAUGUGAUUUAACAGUUUAGUUAUUUUGAUAAUAUCAUGUAUUUUAUUACGGAUUUCUUCACUAUCUUUGUUGUUUUAGUUUAUUUAUUCAUGAAAAUUGAUAUUAAGUUACUUGCAGGUGUAUGGAGGGAAGGUAGUGAAGAAAUUAUUAUAAGUAAUCUUGUAGACUUGAUGUAAAGAGAAAUAUGUAUAUGAAUAAAUUUUAUGAAGAAA
Messenger RNA from Tribolium madens (black flour beetle), 2204 nucleotides. RefSeq names its product signal transducing adapter molecule 2 (gene Stam). Gene Ontology annotation, molecular function: phosphatidylinositol binding; ubiquitin binding. The record is from RefSeq and is a predicted model, not a curated record. The coding region runs from base 402 to 1946 and encodes 514 amino acids. The transcript has 6 exons. Gene Ontology annotation, biological process: protein transport to vacuole involved in ubiquitin-dependent protein catabolic process via the multivesicular body sorting pathway. Lineage: Eukaryota; Metazoa; Arthropoda; Insecta; Coleoptera; Tenebrionidae. Gene Ontology annotation, cellular component: ESCRT-0 complex.